CCCCUCCAUUUCGCUCACCACAAGAAUCCAAAAUCACAGCAGAAGAGAGAGAGAAAGAAGAGCGAGAGAGAGAAAGAAGAGAGAGACCAUGGCUUCCGCCGUCGCUUGCAAGGGCAAGGACACCGCGCCGGCCAGACUCCUCAAGUCCGGUGCUCCCGUGACCUUCUGCUCGCUCGGCUCCCCCGCCGUCACCGCCGCCCGCCGCCCGUACAACACCCAGGCCAAGGAGGUCAGCCGCUACGACGACGACGACGACGACUACAGCGGUCGCGACCUCGUCAUCCCCAGCUUCUUCCCGCAGGACGUGCUCGACCCGCUCGGCGCGCCGACCAGCAUGGCCCGUCUGCUGUCUCUCAUGGAGGACGUCGCAACUCAGACCGGCGGCCUCUCCUCCACUGCUGGUGCUGGGGCGUCACGGCUCGGACGGUGGGUGGCCAAGGAGGACGACGACGCGGUGUACCUCAAGGUGCCGAUGCCGGGGCUGACCAAGGAGCACGUGAAGGUGCGCGCGGACAAGAACAUCCUGAUGAUCAAGGGCGAGGGCGAGAAGCAGCCCUGGGACGGCGACGACGACUCCAAGGUGCUGAGGUACAACCGCCGCAUCGAGAUGCCCGCUGCUGACGCGUACAAGAUGGACAAGAUCAAGGCCGAGAUGAAGAAUGGCGUGCUCUGGGUCACCCUGCUCAAGGUCAAGGAGGAGGAGCGCAAGGACGUCUUCCACGUCAAGGUCGAGUAGAUAGUGCCGUCGUGGUAGUGCUCAUGGAGGAUGGCCGGCGCGGGAGUUUGAGAGACGCCUUGUUGAUGUGGUCAUGUUUGGUGUCUUUCUUUCUUGUUUUGCUUCGUUGAUCGUCUUGGAUCAAGUAGGUAGUGGUCUGGUGGUGAACUUGGUCGCGAACUCUGUUAAUUUCCUCUAGUUCGGCAUAUGAUGAACUUGCUUUGGUGGUGAAAUUGGUCAUGAAAUUCUGUUUAUUUCCUCAAAUUUGGCAUAUGACGAACUGAUUUGGUGCUGAAAUUGGUCAUGAACUUUAUUGAUUGCUCAAGUUUGGCCUGA
This is a messenger RNA of Triticum aestivum (bread wheat), 1051 nucleotides long. Its product is annotated as 26.2 kDa heat shock protein, mitochondrial. Bases 89 to 736 code for a protein of 215 amino acids. The record is from RefSeq and is a predicted model, not a curated record. The transcript has 2 exons. NCBI's taxonomy places the organism in Eukaryota, Viridiplantae, Streptophyta, Magnoliopsida, Poales, Poaceae.